Messenger RNA from Trachymyrmex cornetzi, 2004 nucleotides. RefSeq names its product acyl-CoA-binding domain-containing protein 5-B. The transcript is spliced from 6 exons. The coding region runs from base 511 to 1572 and encodes 353 amino acids. Gene Ontology annotation, biological process: fatty acid metabolic process. Gene Ontology annotation, cellular component: cytoplasm. The record is from RefSeq and is a predicted model, not a curated record. Gene Ontology annotation, molecular function: fatty-acyl-CoA binding. Lineage: Eukaryota; Metazoa; Arthropoda; Insecta; Hymenoptera; Formicidae.
AAUUUACAGUUGCUAGAGAUUGUUUCCUGGACAACUUGGGCUCGCGCAUGCUCGCGAAUGUUCGCAAAUGUUACCCCGGACGACCGCCAAUCGUCAAACGGUACGGUAAUCCACACCACAGCAACAAUCUGUCAGUCAUCGUCAGUACAGCCAGUCAUUGUCAUCGCAGCCAUCGCGUGACCCGCCCGGAUGAUCAACAUCCCGACAGACGUCAACAACGGCAGUCGGCUCAGCAGUCGCUCGUGGUUUGCAUUGUGGUUAGGCCAGUCCGCUGCUUCUCUUACGAAGGACGAGUCUCGCAGUAGUCGCCAGUCGUCGAGCAGGUACACUACGCUCGUGCUGCGUCGAUCGGUCUCGGAGUGUUUUUCUUCCCGUUCCUUUUUAUUGUCAGAAGGUAUAUCACAACCGACGUAGCCAAGGGAGCCACGUCGCGUUCCAAAAAAAGGAUAGGAUAUAAGAGGGAAAGAGAAAUAAGAUAGAAGGACACCGCUGCUCGUCCGUCCAGGAAACAUGACGACGGAGGAGAAGUUCAACGCCGCUGUGAAUGUGAUUAGGAGUCUGCCGAAAAACGGAGCGUACCAGCCCAGCCAUGAGAUUAUGCUGCGUUUUUAUUCGUAUUACAAACAAGCGACUGAAGGACCCUGCCAACAAUCUAAACCCGCAUUCUGGGAGGUAGUGAAGAAAGCAAAAUGGGAUGCAUGGACACGUCUUGGCAAUAUGAGCCGUACAGAAGCCAUGAAUAAUUAUGUAGAAGAAUUGAAGAAAAUUGUCGAGACGAUGUCUUACACAGAUAAUGUGGCAACGUUUCUCGGCAGUUUGGAUUCUUUUUAUGAAAGCGUACCAGCUGAGGAUUUGGAAUUACUCGUAGGACCAGUACUGGAACGUAUACGCUCCCAACCGGGAUCACCAUUGUCUGGUUCACCUUUAGUGUCGAGAGAAACAUCACCUCACAGAGUAAUAAAUGCUUCUCGGCACAUAACGAGUAGUUUGGAAACCAGCCCGACUAGCAGCCGCACUGCGAGCCCGCUGCCACAGGACACUGAUGGCGAAGAAGAGGAAUUUAUAGAUACUGUUGAAUCAGCGCCGGAGAGAGCGCAAAAAGAUGCACUUAAGUCCACUAUUGCUUCUCAAAAGGUACAAACUACGGCAAAAAACGGAAUUGAUCAUUCAAGUACAGAAAAUGUUAUAAAAGAGAACACUGAAUUAACUAAUGGAUAUAGCAACGCUAAUGGUCACGCGGAGACGAUAUCGGAGAACCAUAGAGAGAGAAGUAGACAGAGAACGAAGAAAGAUGACAAUAAAGCCAAUGCAGAAUUUUUGAACCAAAUUGCGACAACGAUGCAGCAUCUACAGAGAGAUCUAGAUCGCAUAACGGCCAGAGUACGAGGUUUGGAAGGGCAAGCCCUACAAGCGCUGGCGCCUUCGACAGAGCACACUAUUAGACGAAAGUAUCUGAAAUGGUGGCCGUUGCAAGAAUGCCCGCCGCGUUUGUUUGUCUUACUAAUUUUGUGGCCAUUUGUUGCUCACUUACUGAUCAACUUUAUGCAGCGUUAUCGCCAACGAAGACUGUGAUGUCACGACUAUCAUUCCUACGCAGCUGAGCACACAUUUCCCAGUAUUUGGGUUAUUAAUACUGAGUUAUAGUAUACGUGCACACAGAUUUUUUUGUUUAGUUUUAUAUUCUUUAUAGAGACAAAGCUGUCCUAAUGCAAUCUACGAUUACAUUAGUAAACGUGAAUUGUGAUAAAAAUGACUAGAUCAAUCUCUGUAUAUUUUUGCAUAUGCGGCCUGUUUCGGAAGUUGCACUUUCUCUCGCCUGUAGAGUCACCGCUGAAUAAUGGGUCGAUUGAUCACGGCGAAAGUUCGAUUGAAAGACAGUUCUGCAGUUAUGUUAAGUAACAGCUAUAUGGCUUAAUAUAUUGUUUUUUUUACGCAUUUUUAUAAAACGAUACAAAUAUUAUCCUAAAACACAUAAAAAGGUACACAACUUGUGUUCUUUUUUAU